Molecule: messenger RNA, 585 nt
Organism: Peronospora belbahrii
Lineage: Eukaryota; Oomycota; Peronosporomycetes; Peronosporales; Peronosporaceae
Source: the annotation of a GenBank genome assembly
AUGUCGACAGUCGUUGGUGAACCGCGUGCUGUUCUGAUCCCUAUCGCAGAUGGAACGGAGGAAAUUGAAGCAAUUGCAGUAGCAGACGUUCUAACACGUGGUGGAAUGAAGGUGACGUUGGCGAGCGUUGGUCGCAAGAUGCAAAAUAUUGUGACCAUGUCGCAAGGAACAAAAGUACAGGGUGAUCUUGCGAUUGAAGCCUGUGUCGAUCUUAGCUUUGAUCUCAUCAUGUGCCCUGGGGGACCAGGUGCGCAACAUCUCCAUGAUUCAGCCGAGCUGAUAACGAUGCUGCAGAAACAAAAACGUCAGAAUCGAUAUUACGGUGGCAUUUGCGCAGCUCCACCUCUUGUACUUCUUCCUCAUGGCCUGCUUGAGUCUGGUCCAGCUACGACGUAUCCGAGUUUUGAGUCCAAAAUGGUUGGAGUGGACUACCGUCCAAAGGAACGGGUUGUAGUAAAUGGCAUGUGCGUGACUAGCCAGGGUCCUGGAACAGCCAUUGAGAUGGGAUUGAAGCUUGUCGAACUGCUCUGUAGCAAGGAAAAGGCAAAAAGCGUCGCCGAAGCUUUACUUACGUCGGUCAUGUAA